AGUAGGUACCGGUACCUAAUCAUUUUUCACUUAGAAAUAUUACAAAUGCAGCUUAGACAUGAAAAACUCGGAAAUAUUUAAUGAAUUAUAUUUAUAUCUUCACAAUUAAGUAAUCACACUUGUUAACGAUUUGCAUUGUAAAUUUUUUUUAUAAUGCAUAAUUUUAUUGACCCCUGUAAGUAUUUAGCAUUUAAGUAUAAGUAUUAAAAGAAUUAUAUCAUGUUGCAUAAUUGUAUGAGCGAAGCAUUGAUAUUUCAUUUCUAUUGCGAGGCAGUUAACAAAAAUGUUGUGGUUCCUUAUUUUUUGUUUUCUUUUAUUUCUAUACAUUUUUAUUAAGAUAAAGUGGUAUCCUGGUAAUGUUGCCGUAUAUCCAGGGAGAUGGCCAAUAUUAGGUCACUUAAAUCUAUUAUCUGGAAGUCGUCAAGUAAGAUGGGAAAAAAUAAAGAGCGUAACUCGAUACACGAUAGCGAACGGUGACGUGUCUGUGUUUUAUAUGGGAAUGUUCCCUUUAUAUGUUAUUACCGAUCCAGACGAUUGUAACACUGUGCUCAGUACAUGCAUGCACAAGCCGGGUUUCAUGAAAAGAGUUACGAAUCAUUUGCUUGGCGAUGGCCUACUUUUUGGACCAGUAUCUGUAUGGAAGGAGCACAGGAAAAUCGUGAAUCCAACUUUUAACCAGUUUGUUUUGGACAGCUUUAUGGGUAUUUUUAACGAUCAAAGUCGUCGUUUGGUCCAGGAGUGGAAGGAGCGGGUCGACUGUGGCCCCUUCGAUCAGCUAAACAGCUUAGAAAAAAAUACCCUGGAAACCAUUUGUUGGACAACGGCAGGCGUCGAUAUCACAGGUGAAAGUGCCUUCAACGAGGACUGCUUAAAAGCGUUCCGUGGUGCGAUAACCAACAUUUGUGAUCGGGUAAAACAGCCAUGGUUGCUGAGUGACACGUUGUAUGACAAAUCAAAUUUAAAGAGAAACGAAGACUACCACGUCGGGAUUACACACGAAUUGACUGAUAUGGUUUUAAGAAAAAGAAGAGAAGAGCCUAGCAAGUACAGUUUUAAAUCAGAUACCAAGUUUAAACCAUUCCUGCACCGUCUACUAGACUUCGACAAUGUGCUUCUAAAGGAAAAAGAUAUCAAGGAUGAAAUGAACAAUAUUAUUCUAACAGGCUUUGAGACUAGUUCGUCAAUAUUGACCUACACUCUAGUAUUGCUAGGCACUUAUCCUGAAAUUCAAGAAAAAUGUUACCAGGAGAUCAAAGAAAUUUUCGACGAAGACAGGGAUGUGUUAAAAGAAGAUCUAUCUCGACUAACGUACGUCGAAGCAGUGUUGAAAGAAACAAUCCGAUUUUGCACUGUUGCACCAUUAACUGCACGCAUUAUAGCUAAAGAUGUACAACUUAAAAAUACAGUUCUUCGAAAGGACCACAUUUGUAUAAUAUCGUUAUAUGGAGUACUUCACCACCCCAAGUGGGGUCCAGAUGUUGAAGAGUAUCAUCCUGAGAGAUGGCUAGAUCCCGCUCGGCUUCCGAAUAAUCCUAAUUUCUUUGGUGCUUUUGGAUACGGGAGACGAAAUUGUAUCGGUAAAGCAUACGGAUUUAUGACCAUGAAAGUAACCCUCGCACAUCUUCUACGUCAUUUUAAAGUAUCUGGAAAUUACAAUAAGAUGGAAAUUAUAAACAUAGGAAUUAAUAAGCCAGGCCAUGGUCAUGAAAUAGAAAUAGAACUUAGAAAUAAAUAAUAGUUUACUUA
This is a messenger RNA of Colias croceus (clouded yellow), 1746 nucleotides long. RefSeq names its product cytochrome P450 4V2-like. Gene Ontology annotation, molecular function: iron ion binding; monooxygenase activity; oxidoreductase activity, acting on paired donors, with incorporation or reduction of molecular oxygen. The transcript has 10 exons. The record is from RefSeq and is a predicted model, not a curated record. NCBI's taxonomy places the organism in Eukaryota, Metazoa, Arthropoda, Insecta, Lepidoptera, Pieridae. The coding region runs from base 284 to 1735 and encodes 483 amino acids.